GCGGAGUCGGCAGCAGAAAACAAUGAGGAUUACAUGACAAUGGACGCUGACCAGUGGUCAGAAGAGGACAAUACUUAUGAAGCUGCAGACACACUCGGUAUAGAUUACAGCGCAACGAGGAGCUCAAGAGAACAGCAACCAAGCCCUGUGUUCAGAGGUAGGAACAGAGAGGAGCUGAAAAAUCAGAGAGCUGCGACAAACGCAACACUGCCAAACAUCGGAAACCAAAGCGCAGCCACCAACCGCCCCCCUCCUCUCAGGUACAUGACUAUCAGAUGGCCGGGGUUCAAUGCCAACAAAGGAAAAAACCAACCUCCUGAGUUUGUUUUUUUCAGGAAUGCUACAGUUUGUCUGGCAGUUCUGUGUAUUCUGUUAAUCAUCGUACUCAUCUGUGUGAGCAUCGCUUGUGCCACUUUAGCUGGGAAUCAGAUGAAGUUGACUGAAGAAAGCAACAACCUACGCGAAGAAAACAAUAUCUUGACGAAUCAACUAGAUAAUUUAAGAAACGUUUCCAUAGCAGCAUAUCAUGUUUCCAGUGAUGCCUACCCUGCCUGCCUCGCUGGAAAAACAUUCUUUGUACUUAAUUAUGAAGUACUUGAUGAUAUCAUGACAGAGUGCUACUUCUAUCUGCACAAAGUCAGCAUGGAUGAUGGAGGCUGCAAUAGCACAUUUUCUUGGAGGUGUGCACGUACCUUUCCCUGAGACCGCAACAAAUAAACAAAGCGACUGCUUGUACAGAUCAUGGCAUUUCUAGAGUCUGAUUUCGAACUUAUAUUGCAAUAAUCUUUGGACAGUUGUUAUAUUUGCUACAUAACAUACAUCAUGCGUUUCCUUCUCAACAAAUAUGACUAGAAACAUUUCGACUCCACACAUGACAGUUCGAACAAAUCGACUAGCAAUGCUUAUUAAAUGUAAUUAUUACAAGAUACCCAAGUCCUGUGGCUUCAACACAAUCCCACCAUCCCCUCUGUCACCUGAGGCCCGUGGAUUCUUGUAGCUCUUGGAUUUUUAGUUUCUCUUAGCAUUUCUGUGACCUUUAGGUUAAUUUGUUGGGAUGUCCACGCCUUGCAAAACCUUCAACUGUCUUGAUUUUUUUCCAAUUGUGAAAAUUUUUCUCACUGUAGAAUUACAGACUAGUUUGGAAAUGUCCAAACGAUUGAUAUUUGAGAGCAUUACUGUUGACUUGCUUCUUCGGCAUCUCAAACUAAACAUCUGAAUGUGUCGCAUCAUCAAACUGUUAAAAUCUUCAGCAAAACUGUGUUAGUUAUCAAAACAAGACAAACAAUCUGAACUAUCUGAAUGCAUUUUGUGAUAUUAGAGUUUUAAAACCUGUAAUAGUUGGGGAAAAAAAAGGCAUCAUGCAUGUGACCCAGAAAAAGGCCACAUAUGUAAAAUGACGGCUCUAUUAAAAGUAUUUAAAAAAA
Messenger RNA from Oreochromis aureus, 1424 nucleotides. RefSeq lists its product as uncharacterized. The transcript is spliced from 5 exons. The record is from RefSeq and is a predicted model, not a curated record. Lineage: Eukaryota; Metazoa; Chordata; Actinopteri; Cichliformes; Cichlidae. Bases 34 to 702 code for a protein of 222 amino acids.